This is a messenger RNA of Abrus precatorius (Indian licorice), 1420 nucleotides long. Its product is annotated as probable UDP-arabinopyranose mutase 1. The record is from RefSeq and is a predicted model, not a curated record. The transcript is spliced from 4 exons. The coding region runs from base 111 to 1154 and encodes 347 amino acids. NCBI's taxonomy places the organism in Eukaryota, Viridiplantae, Streptophyta, Magnoliopsida, Fabales, Fabaceae. Gene Ontology annotation, biological process: plant-type cell wall biogenesis; UDP-L-arabinose metabolic process. Gene Ontology annotation, molecular function: UDP-arabinopyranose mutase activity. Gene Ontology annotation, cellular component: cytosol; Golgi apparatus.
CACUAGUGCCGAUAACUUAGGCACUGUUUCUCUUCAAAAACGCAUUUUUUUCUCCAUAAAGCUUCACACACACUCUCUCUCUUUGAAACUGCUACCUUAACUUUGUUGCAAUGGCUGACACACCUCCAUUGAAAGAUGAGCUUGACAUUGUGAUCCCCACCAUAAGGAACCUUGACUUUCUUGAAAUGUGGAGGCCAUUUUUUGAGCCUUAUCAUUUGAUCAUUGUUCAAGAUGGUGACCCCACCAAGACCAUUAAGGUUCCUCCUGGUUUUGAUUAUGAGCUUUACAACCGCAAUGACAUCAACAAGCUUUUAGGUCCAAGGGCCUCUUGCAUCUCCUUCAAGGAUUCUGCUUGUCGUUGCUUUGGCUACAUGGUGUCUAAGAAGAAGUACAUCUUCACCAUUGAUGAUGACUGUUUUGUUGCCAGUGAUCCAUCUGGAAAACAGAUUAAUGCACUUCAGCAGCAUAUUAAGAACCUUCUCUGUCCAUCCACUCCAUAUUUUUUCAAUACCCUUUAUGACCCCUUCAGAGAAGGUGUAGAUUUUGUUCGUGGAUAUCCUUUUAGUCUUCGUGAAGGUGUACCAACUGCGGUUUCACAUGGACUUUGGCUUAACAUCCCUGAUUAUGAUGCUCCUACACAGCUUGUGAAGCCUCUUGAGAGGAACACUAGGUAUGUGGAUACUGUUCUGACCAUACCAAAAGGAACCUUAUUUCCCAUGUGUGGAAUGAACUUGGCAUUUGAUCGUGAUCUUAUUGGACCAGCAAUGUACUUUGGUCUAAUGGGAGAUGGUCAACCAAUUGGACGCUAUGAUGAUAUGUGGGCUGGCUGGUGCUGCAAGGUGAUCUGUGAUCAUUUGGGGCUAGGAAUCAAGACUGGUCUGCCAUAUAUCUAUCACAGCAAGGCAAGUAACCCAUUUGUAAAUCUGAGGAAAGAGUACAAAGGUAUAUUCUGGCAGGAAGACAUCAUUCCAUUCUUCCAGAAUAUUGUUCUUCCAAAAGAAUGCACAACUGUUCAAAAGUGCUACAUUGAACUCUCCAAACAAGUCAAGGAAAAACUUUCAAAGGUAGAUCCUUACUUUGACAAGCUGGCAGAUGCUAUGGUCACUUGGAUUGAAGCUUGGGAUCAGCUUAACCCUGUUGGAGGCAAAAAAUAAAUCAAUCAUGGUUCACAGCCACUGAAUUAGAAGUGGAAAUUUCUGUACUUUUUUUUUUUAGUAUUUCUUUUCAAGUUACAAUUAAUGUCACUUAAAUUUUGCAGCAUUGCUAGCUGUAAUUUUUUUUAAACUUCAUGCUUUGUGCUUAAAACAAUAAAGUACAAUGGUCUAAUUCAUUGUUUUGUUGUGAUUUUUGUUCCAUUGUAGAGAUCACAGCAGGACCUUAUCAUUUGGGUUUUAAUAAAUUUCAUUUUAUCUCUCAGUGU